GCUAAACAAAUGUCAAAAUAGAUAUGAAAUAUGAAUAAUCAUUUUGAUUUUGAAUCAUUUCAAAACUUUAAAAAAAUAAGUUAAUGAUUUAAUUAUUUAAUACUUUUGAUAAAGCUGUAAGAGUACUUCUGAUCAAAUAUUAGACUACUACAGUACAUUUUUUUCAGUAAUUAUUGUAUGGCCUUCUUGGAUCUAAACAAAAAAAGAAAUGAUUGUCUUGUAACAAGUGUUCCAAAUUUAAUUUUUAUUCGACAGCCGUAUUAUUUUUUCUAAUUUCUUAUUUUUUUCUGAAUUAUCUUUUUAUCUGACUUAUUUUAUAAUGGAUCCUAUUGCCGUUUUGCAAAACCGAAUUGAACAAUUGGAAGCUAAAUUAGGUAUCAAUGCUAGCUCCCUUGACGGUCAACAGGGUGACUCUGCUACUGCCAAUUUGCUAAAUGUUGCUCAAGCCAUCAAUAGCGCGACUGCUGGUCAUGAGAAGCUUUCAGAAGCUAAGGAUAUGGCGAGCGAAUUAAACAACUACACAGACCCUAAUCUUGUAGAAAAUAUGCAACAGAACAACAUGCACAUGCAUGAGGUUGUUGCAGCAGAGCCACUCAUUCAACACCACUGCCAUUGCAUGCACCGCUGUAAACAGGCAGCACCAGUGCUAGAGUCUGAACCUAUCCAGCAGGUUCCUCAGAUGCAAGCGCAAGUUAAUGAAAUGCAUGUAGGAGCUGCUUCAGUGAAAACAGAGGCUGAAGAAGUUUCUCAUGGAAUUCAAGAACUGGCUGAAACAUGUGGGGCUGCAGCUUCAGAUGCCUCGGAGCAAUUGGCUAGUGUGGCUCAGAAAGUGGAACAAGUGGAGCAGAAAAUGUUCCCCAGGAGGAGGAAUGGCUUGGACUGAGUUGUUUGGAAAAUGCUUAGACCUGUUUUUCAUAAUAAUUAUGCUUACAUGAAAAACUUUCUUUUUAUUUAUUCGGAAUUUCAAUAAAUUACAAUAUUCUCUGUU
Bicyclus anynana (squinting bush brown) is the source of this 988-nucleotide messenger RNA. RefSeq lists its product as uncharacterized. The record is from RefSeq and is a predicted model, not a curated record. Gene Ontology annotation, biological process: cytoskeleton-dependent cytokinesis. The coding region runs from base 320 to 883 and encodes 187 amino acids. Gene Ontology annotation, cellular component: dynactin complex. NCBI's taxonomy places the organism in Eukaryota, Metazoa, Arthropoda, Insecta, Lepidoptera, Nymphalidae. The transcript has 4 exons.